Messenger RNA from Morchella importuna, 210 nucleotides. RefSeq lists its product as uncharacterized. NCBI's taxonomy places the organism in Eukaryota, Fungi, Ascomycota, Pezizomycetes, Pezizales, Morchellaceae. The record is from RefSeq and is a predicted model, not a curated record. The transcript is spliced from 4 exons. The coding region runs from base 1 to 210 and encodes 69 amino acids.
AUGGGAAAGGGUGGUGGAGAUGACGAGAAAAUGUUGAGGGGCUUGCCCAAGAGCUAUGCAGAGUGUAAAUACAUUUAUGUCGUCUCAUGCCAUUGGAAUGAAUCUUUGGCUGUAUAUGCGCUGGAUAGCUGGGUGCUGGUGUGUAAGAUGAUUAUGUUGAUUGUCUUCCUGUCAUCGGUUUGGCGUAUGGACACAAUGUCUAGAUAUUGA